ACAUGUAUACUUUCCACAUCCUUCCAGAAGAAUGUGUGCGCUGACCAAUGGAGUCACGUAGUUUUGAUUACAUAUCCCUGUCCUUUAUUUUCAUGCCAUCUCAUUGCCCAAAGCCAGCUGAGUUUAAGCCUCAAUAUAGUGUCUUCAAAUUAAGCAGCAGUCUCUUUUUAGUUGCCCACGAGAACGUCUCAGUCGUGAAUGAAAGAAACGUUAGAACAUCGCAGUUAUUUUUCAAACAGAUCUCCUUAUCGAAGCCAAACAAUUCAACUAUCCCAUCUACGAGCAGACAGAGACGCAGAGUUACAGGAUUUGUGACACCAAUUAAAUUGUCCCAAGUGAAUAAAACAUAAUGCGUUUGAAUUUCACGCUCAUAGUACGGCUCUUAGCAUUGCCUACGUUGUUAUUGCCCUUCUUUUAUAUCACCGGUAUCAUGAAAGUUGAAUUCAACUUCGUCGUAGAACGAACGGUCGGUGCAGCGGGGCAGGACCGAUCCAGCCCACAAAAUAUUUACUCUCCUACGCCAGAAACACAUCAGCAAAAUGGGACUAGCAACACAGAAUCAUUGUCAGUCGAAUACAAUUUGAUGGAAGACACUUAUGGCAGAAAAUGGGACAAGGAUCGAGCAGCUAGUAUGCAUUUAUCAUCUAAUGAUUGUACGAUGGAUUACGCCAAUGCACACAAGUUGCAACAGGAUCAUCCUUGUGUUAUUCAACUGAUUCGACGCGACUACCUACGCCCGCCCGCAUCGAAAAGCCUCGCCUACCAAAUGGAUCAUCCCGAAUCAAUCGAUCCUUCCGACGGACAAUCCAAAGCCAUUUUAAAAAUUUUACAGAACAAACGCCGUGGAUUUUUCAUAGAAGCCGGUGGCUUUGACGGGGAAUUUCUUUCCAAUACUUUAUUCAUGGAACGAUCGCUUCAGUGGAGUGGAUUGCUCAUUGAAGCUGACAAGAAAGCCUAUAGCAAACUGCUAAAACGCAACCGUAAAGCCUUCUCUUCGCCUGCGUGCCUCAGCACGAAGCCUUACCCAAUGCAAGUUAUUUACAAUGGUUCUAUUUCUUCUGGAAGUUUCGUCAUUGAUCAAGACGAAAACGAUAGGCAUGCCCCAAACGAUGGUGCUGAAUCAGCAGCCACCUUCAGCGACAGCGAGGACAUUUACACAGUUCAGUGUUUCCCAUUAUAUUCCUUACUUCUCGCCGUUGGCAGAACCCAUGUAGACUAUUUUGGUCUAGAUGUUGAGGGUUCAGAACACAAAAUUCUAAAAACCAUUCCAUGGCACAAGGUUUACAUGCAAACAUUAACGGUCGAAUGGAAUCAUACUCCUGAGGGCGAAGCUGCCAUUACUCAACUGAUGGAAGACAAUAAUUUCAUCAAAUUUGGGCUUUUCUCAAUGCCAUAUUCGCGUGAGGUAGUUUACGUUCAGGAUUUUCUCUAUGGAUACAGGAUAUUCGGAGAUCCGGUUGCUUAAACUUGUUUAAGAUGUUGCGUAGCAGUACUGACUUGCAUGUCUAACGUGAAAGCUCUGGAAUUUGAAAAUGGACUAAAAAAUAAUACACAAUAGUUUAUAGACUAAA
Messenger RNA from Daphnia magna, 1571 nucleotides. RefSeq lists its product as uncharacterized. The record is from RefSeq and is a predicted model, not a curated record. Bases 350 to 1465 code for a protein of 371 amino acids. The transcript is spliced from 5 exons. NCBI's taxonomy places the organism in Eukaryota, Metazoa, Arthropoda, Branchiopoda, Diplostraca, Daphniidae.